Molecule: messenger RNA, 9530 nt
Organism: Hypanus sabinus (Atlantic stingray)
Lineage: Eukaryota; Metazoa; Chordata; Chondrichthyes; Myliobatiformes; Dasyatidae
Gene: cep104
Product: centrosomal protein 104
Exons: 23
Coding region: 210-3035 (941 amino acids)
Cellular component (GO): cilium
Source: RefSeq, a predicted model, not a curated record
CUGGCGCCUGCGCAGUGUGCGCUGUUGGCGGCGGUGGUUAUGGAGAUGCGGUGUGUGUCCGGGCCUGCGGCGGCGAGACGUGUUGGCGGCUGGACGUUAAAUCGGGGCGCCGGAGGGCAGGUCGGCUUCGCGGGAAAGAUGCUGCCCUUCUGGAAGGGCAAAGCAAUAAGACUGCCUGCUGCCAGAGGCUGGAAGCUUAACUUUCCAUAAUGCCCCACAAAAUUGGAUUUGUUGCUAUAAGCUCAUCUGGCCACGAAGAUGGUUAUAAUUCAAAUGAACUGAUGGUGCAUGCUCCAACAGUUAGUGGCUGGCGGUCACCAAGGUUCUGCCUCUACCCACAGGAGAUUAUCCUACAAAUGGUGGAGCGGUGUAGGAUUCGCAAACUGCAGUUACUUGCACACCAGUAUUUGAUUUCUACAAAAAUUGAAUUUUACAUCAGUGACAGUCUUCCAGAUCACUUUGGGUUGCAACAUGUGGACACAUUUCGUAGACUUGGAUAUGUUUCCCUGUCAGAUAACCAGAAGACAGGUUUCAAAGCUCGAGAACUUAAGUCUGUCCACGUUGAUGCAGUUGGAAAAUAUCUGAAAUUAACUUUCCACAAAAAUCAUGUCAACAGAUAUAACUUGUACAACCAGGUAGCACUGGUGGCUGUAAAUAUCCUUGGAGAACCCAUGGAAUAUAAGGAGAUGUGCAUAACUCCUUCGAAAGAUAAGUUGAUUGAUCGCUAUCUUGGAUGCAGCCCAGAUGAUCCAGCACUUGAUGGAACUUACUUUGGUAAGUCAGAGGUUAUCUCGCCCUUGGAUGAUUUGGCCUUUGAUAUGUACCAAGAUCCUGAGGUGGCCCAAAUAAUACGUAAAUUGGAUGAAGAGAAACACGAAGCAGUUAAACAUGAGCGCUAUGAUUUUGCAAAGAAGCUUAAGCAAGCUAUAGCUGAUCUUCAGAAGGUUGGAGAACGUCUAGGCCGUUAUGAGGUGGAAAAGCGAUGUGCCAUAGAGAAAGAGGACUAUGAUCUGGCGAAGCAGAAGAAACUACAAAUGGAUGAUUAUAGAAUGACAGUUUACAAGCAACUGGAGCUGCACAAUCUGUUGGACAUGGGAAUGAUUCGAAAGCUUCCAGAGUUUCCUCUUGAACCAGUGAAUCACCCCAGUAAGCUUCAACAACCAAAGGAUCUGGGAGUAGAAUUUGAACAGGCAUCUGUGAAAGCCCAUCUGGAAGAAGCACACCAAGCAAAUUCUGAUCUACAAUACCAGACCUCUGUGGUGUCUCCUACACCACUGCAUUCUCCUGCCCCACCUGUCAGGUUACCUUCUCCAAAGGUGGAUGCAAGCUCACUUCCCUAUGAUGAGAGACCCCUGCCAGCUCAACGCAAGCCUUCAGAAUUGUACAGUGUUCCCCAGCUAGACAUUAAUGAGAAUCUUGCUAAAAACACAGACACUUUGCCUACAUCAGGAAAUGGGAUUACUGGAGAACCAGAGCCACUAACAGAGAAAGCUUUCAGAGAAGCUAGUUUUGCCGUUGAGUUAUUUGGAGAGGCUCUGGUGGCUGGUGCCUAUUCAAAAACUUGGUCGUAUAGGGAAGAUGCUUUGCUGGCUGUUUAUAAGAAGCUUUCCACUGUUUCUGAUGAUCUAACUAAGGAUGAGCUAAAGAAUAUGUUACGAGCCGCAAUCUUCCUUGUUCGUAGAGCGAUUAAGGAUAAAGUAUCAUCUGUUUUCCAAGCCUCUCUGAAGUUGCUAAAAAUGCUGAUAACACAGUAUGCUCCUAAACACAAACUUGGCAAAGUGGAAAUUGCACAUUGUGUUGAAAAAACAUUACCCAUCCUCCUCAGCAAGACUGGAGAUGCGACAACACACCUUCGAGUGGCUGCAAUGAAUUUCAUACAAGAAAUGGCACUGCUGAAAGAAGUACGACCACUUCAUAUUAUCCCACCCCAAUUAAUGCAGCCUCUGAAACCACAAGUUCCAGUCCGCUUGGUAAUAAAUCAGAUUGAAUUGGUGGAGCGUUUACUGAAGGAGUUGGGCACAGAUAAUAGUGGCUUCAAUGUAGACAAUGUCAUGAAGUUUGCAGCAGAAGCUUUGGAACACUCAGCAUCGGAAGUCCGAGAUACAGCUAUACGGAUUAUUUUUGACAUGUAUCAACAACACAGGAGUGCAAUUUUGCAUUAUUUUCCACCUGAAGAUGCAAGUAUUCGCAAAAAUGUGCUGUACAAAUCACUUUUUGAUGGGUUUGCAAAAAUUGAUGGGAAGCCAACAGAAGCUGAACAGCGAGCACAUAAAAAAGCAGCUGCCAAAGACGCAGAGAGGCGGAAGAAGGAGGAAAUUCGAGCUCUUCAGGAACAGCUAGCAGCAUUGAGAGACGUGCAGGCAGAAGUCCAAACUGAAAAGGGGAAAGAUGUUGAAAGCAGCAAACAUUCUAAAUCAGAUCAUGGGACAAAAGUUCCUGCCUUGCAACCAGAGAUAUCAAUUGAACAGUCCACAGUUGCUGAUUAUUUGGAUAAUUUGUGCAUAUUCUGUGGGGAGAGGAAUGAAAUGUUUACUGAUGAAGGCUUGGAUAUCCAUUACUGGAAGCACUGCCCAAUGUUGAAACGCUGUGAGCAUUGCAAACAAGUAGUAGAAAUAGCCAGUCUCACUGAGCACAGGCUGACUGAGUGUGAGAAGAAAGAUAGCUUUGGGAAGUGUCCUCGUUGUAGUGAGGCAAUAGCAAAAGAGGAUCUCCAGGAACAUCUGAAGAUGAAGAACUGCAAUGCUGCAAAGCCUGAGAAAAUUGCCAAUCACUGUCCACUCUGCCAUGAAAAUUUUCAACCAGGAGAGGAGCCCUGGAAACUUCAUCUCAUGGGAAAAGACGGCUGUAAAAUGAACUCCCGCAGAAUGCAGACAUUACAGAGGACCCAACAACUCCAAGCAAAACCAGGAACUACAGCUCCUCCUAGGCCAGGACCUACAGGAAUUAAAGGACGUUCUCCAACCAGCAGCAGUAAAAUACCUGCUCCAAGAGCAGGAUUAAACAAAACCACGAGCAGAACUGCAAAUCGUCGUUGAAUUCAGUUUGGACAAGGCAGGCAGCAAGCCUAAUGAAGCCUCUACAUCAUCAAUUCAAAGCAUUUGGGUUUGCGUUGCCAUUUGUGAAAGCACACAGGGCUGUAAGAUCACAAUAUAAUUAACAAGACUGUUAGCAUGAAAGUAAAGAACUCCUGACCUCUGGGAGUCAUUUUGAAGUUCUGACAAAAACCUACUCAGGCAGCACUUAAUUCUUUAAAGAACUCCACUGGUACCAAGAAAAAAUGGAGUGCAAUAAAUUUAUUUUGUAGCAGACAUAUGCCUAGGAACCAGAAGCAGAACAUUUGGAAAGCAAGUAAUCUACUGAAUCCUGUUUUAACAGAACUACUUCAAUGUGCAAUUUACACUUUUUGUUGCCUUCUUUUGACUCACCAAUCUUGGCUGAGAAUGCAAUUAUACAGCUGUGGAGUAAUCAUUUAUAGGAGUCCUUAGAGUACAUUCUUUUUGGGAAAAUAAUAUAUAUAUAUAUAUAUGGAAUCAUUCCUUUAAAUGUUGUGCUUGGUUGAACAGAUGGCCAGAGCAACAAUUGAAUUUGCAGAAGACAUAUAGUUUGUAUGAAGGAAUGGAUCUGGUCCAUUGGCAUUUUCAAUAAAAAUGCCCAUGUUUGUCCAUAGAUCUAAAGUGAGAUCCAUAAAGUGGGCAUCAAAACCCAUCCUGCCCAAAGCCUUAAAAAUCAGCUGGUGGUUGAUGGUCAGAUGCUCUGGCUAAAUCUAUAUAUAAAAAAACACUGCCAAAUCCUUGUGAUUCCUUUUGGCCCACAUAACUAAAUUAUUUAAAAUGGCAGUUUUUUGGAUAAGUCCAUGAGUGGCCACAGCAAAUCCUUUCUGACGACUCUAAGGGUUUCAUAUUAACUAAAUGUUCGGUUAAGCUUUUGAUAACUGUCCUCAAUAGUAUUGACCUAAUGAUAAUGGAUCACUGAUUCCAAAUGAUUUUUAAUUUAUUGUCAUCUUCAGACUUGGGAAUAAGGACUAUCCAACUGUUAUUAAUAUUAGAUGGAAUUUUGCCACGUUUUAUUCAAGAGGAAUUCAUUCUGGUUAAAAUAUUGUUGUCUAAUUUGUGAAUUCUAUUCAGAUUAAGGCAUUCUGACCAGCCACAGUGUCCCUUUUAACACUUUCAAUAAUGUUUAAAAUCUCAGUUGUGCUAAAUUCACGUAAAAGGUUUAAACCCUUAUUAGCCUGUUUGAAAGUAAAAUUUUUAUACAAUCACCUAAGAGGCAUUGAAUCAAACUUAUCAUGAUAAGGAAAAGCAAGUACUCUCAUUUACUAUAAACAUUAUCCAUGAAGUUGUAGUAAAAUUUUUAUGCAAUAAAUCUGCAGCAAAUAUUUCUACGACCUUUACAUGGGAAGUUCAGUCUGAAAGAGAUUGAGAAAAGCUUGGCAACAGGACUCUUAUUGCAGCUUUUUCAUGAAUCUGGUGUACAAGUUUGAUUGCUUUCACUAUAUGAAUAGGCUCAUUUACAGUGAAGUGACUGAACUUUGCUUAUGUAAACUCUUGACAAGGAAAACAUUGAUGAUGAAAUGUUCAUGAUGGGAUCCAUGAAGUAAAAUAAAAGACAGUAUUUCUAGUUUCAUGCAUUGAUGUUAAAUAAUUACCUGGGUGGAGCACAUAAUGAAAUGUCAAUUGAAAAGAGAUGCACUUUUAAACUUCACCUGGUUCUUGAUCUGUUUAAGUUUGGACUUUCAGUGAAAUACUGGAAUGUGUGCAAAACGAAAUUGCAAAAAAAGUCCCCGUUAAAAUCUGUAAUGCCUCAGUGUCUUCAUCUGCAAUGCACAUUUUGUCUUUUAAAGGUGUUAAAUACCCCCCAUUCCUUCCUGGGUUGUGUUGAAUGCAAAAAGUACUUCCUUUUCAUCGUGCUAUCUGAGGUGUUUGUUCCGAUCAAAAGCAAGAUUCAGUCCUACAAUGUCAAAGUAAUAGAAAAGUAUUAUUCUUAUUAAAUGUUAGAAGAACAGUAAAAAAUUUCAAUACUUUGAAUAAAAUCACCUUGAAUCACUGGAGCUAGGUUAACUAUCUGACUAGUUUUUUUACAAUUUAAAAUAACUCAAAAUUGCUGUGCACUUGACAGGCAUUUUUGAUCAAACUUUGCUAAGAGUGUUAAUAGAAAAGGAUUUUCAUUCCUGCUGCUUAUGUUGACUAUUGCAGUCCUGUGAAGCCUUACUUAGGUGAUUAACAACAAAAUUGCCAAAGCAGUCUUCAGCAUAUGACAGUAAUUCGACGAUUUUAUAUAAUCUGAUUUAAUUUUGCUUUGUUUCAGAUUCAUGGUUUCAGAGCAUUUAACACAACUGAGUAAAGUUGGUUUUGAGCUUUUUAAAUGAAUGAUGUGUUAUUAAUUCAGUAAUUAGAGAUUAAAUCAAAUAUUGUAUAUUUUUUGCUGAUUUGUACGUAUCUGUGUCAGAUGUUUUGUCUUUAUUACAGUUUCCUGUAACAUUUAAUCUGUCUUCAUUAAUUCAUGUUGGAUUUUACGCAAUCCUUUAAAUAGUUUCCAUGAGCCUAUACGUUCAGCUUUCCUAAAUGUACUGUGCAGCACUACAUGCAUUGGGAUCCUUUCCCUUUAGUUCUUCCCAUCCCCACUUGAAAAGUUUUUGGUUGAUGGUCUCUGUCCCAGUAAUAACUUUUCAUGCUGUCCCUGUAUAGCAAGUUGUUUUCAAAAGAAAGCAUCAAAUGAAACAAAUCCGAAUCUUAUCCUUCUGUGUACAGCCUUCCAGAAAUGAGUCCCUGCCAGUUCUUGGAGCUAAUUGCUAAAAUAAUCUCUUAUGAAAGAAGGGUGAGGCUCCAUUAUAGAAUUUCUGGGUUCACAAGUUAUAUUUGUUUCAUAUAUGCCUGGAGUGUAGGAGAUGUAUAAAAUUAUGAUGGGUAUAAAUAUGCAAGCAGGCUUUUUACACUGAGGCUAGGGGAGAAAAAAAAACAGAGGUCAUGGGUUCAGGGUGAAGGGGGAAAAGUUUAAAGGGAACAUUAGUGGGGGCUUCUUCAUGCAGAGAGUGGUGGGUGCGUGGAAUAAGCUGCCAGAUGAAGUGGUGAAUGCGGGCUCACUUUUAAUAUUUAAGAAAAACUUGGACAGGUAUAUGGAUGAGAGGGGUUUGGAGGGAUAUGGCCCAGGUGCAGGUCAGUGGAACUCGGCAGAAAAAUCGUUUGGCACAGCCAAGAAGGGCCAAAAGGCCUGUUUCUGUGCUGUAAUGUUCUAUGGUUCUAUAGAACAUUGCAUUUUACUUAUGGAUGAACUGGCUGUGCUGAUCAGUAUGAGAACUAGACAAUAUCCAGGCCUGUAUUCAUAAACAGGCCUCAGAUAAAUACAAAGCAUAUGCUCUUCACUUUUUUAAUGUUUAAAGAAAAGUCUGUGAGAAUACUGAGGUGCUUAAUUCCCAUUUCCUGUACUUCUUUGCAGGUGUAAAAUGAAACUAAACUUAAAAUUAAACCAGCAAGGUAAAGGAAAAAAAGAUUUGCACUUUAGUUGUUCAAAGUACUUUGAAAUGUAUUUCUGUCAGAGUCCCAAUCUCUAAGUAAGCCUUGCAUGAAUAAUUUUCUUCCCCAUUAAAUGCUGAAUUUCUUCCAGAUCCACCAAUCAGGAAUAUUAUCAAACUGUUUAAUAGUUCUAAAACAAAAAAAAUUAGAGUAGGUCUUCAACAUGAAACAUGAACCCUGUUUCUCUUUCCAUAGUUAUUGCUUAAUCUGAUGGUUUCCAGUGUUUUGUAUUAAGGCAGAUGGCAAAAUCAAGGAAUUUUAUGAAGGAUACUAGUAUAGGACUAGAGGUUAUGCAAAUAUGGAGAUACUAGAUGAUAGUAUUUUGAAAAGGAUGAGAAUUGGAAAACCAAGAGCAGGUUUUAAUUGGAAUCCAGAAUAAACUCAUUAACACAUACUUCAUGGGUGGAUGCAACCUGAUGCAAAUUAGCACACAAGCAAAAGUUUUCAAUAAUCUCAAGUAUAGAGGAUUAGAUGGCAGCUAGGAAGUCAUUGGAAUUGUUGACUCUUAGAAUAUUAAAGGCUUGAAUUAGUUGAAAUUUGGCAGAUUUGGGCAAUGUCAAAUGGAAAUAUGUAAUAUUGAUGAAUUUAUAGUCUGAAAUUCAUUUUUGUGCCAAGAUUAUAGCUGGUUUCCAGCAGUUACCAAGGAGAGGAAUGGUGUUUGUUUUUAAUAGGAUUGCAUUAGUUUUAUAGCUGUAUGAUUGCAAAUCAUAAUUCUCAGUAAAACAAAAUUGCAUUAUUAUCUGAAAAAAGAUGGCACUCCUUGGGAAAUUAAAUCAUGUUCUUCCCUUGAUGAAUGCAAUGCACCUUACAGCUUCCUGUUAUCAGAUGCAUGCCAAUUAAAAUGCAAUUUCAGCUGCAGAAAACAAUCUUCUUUACCAAUCAGGAGAGCAAAAUGCACAACCUGUGACAUUCUCCAUUCAGAAACCAUUUUGUGGAUACUCUGGACACAAGUGGCUUUAAAACUCAAUGGUGACUGCUUGCUUGUUCUACAGAAUGUUCAGGCUUUGCUUGAAACUAAUUGCUAGUGCUUUUUACUAAAUACAUGGAUAAGAAAGGUUUGGAGAUUGCCCAAAAUCUUGGCAAAUGGGAGUAGCUCUGGUAGGCGUGGAUAGGUGGGGCCAAAUAUUAGAAAUGUCAUCCGUUUUCCAUGCUGUAUGACUCUGAACUAUUAAGUGAAUAAUGUAUGCCCCUGAUUAAUCCACUAGAGGCACUUCUUAAAAAGGAAUUUAAGGCUGUUGAUCACAAGCUCAAAAGGGGUUUGAAUUUCUGGGAGACGAACCAAGUGCGUGUGGAAAAAAUGCCAUGUUUACAAGCUCAGUGGUUUCAUUUAUUAGAGAAUGUCUACAGUAUACCGCCUGAAAUUCUUACUCUUCACAGACAUCCACAAAACAGAGGAGAACCCCAAAGAAUGAAAGACAAAAAUGGUAGAAUCCCAAAGCCCCCUUCUCCUUCCCACACACAAGUAGCAGCAAAGGAUAAACCUUCCCCACUCCCCUCACUAGUUGCAGCAGGAAGCAUCAAUGCCCACCUCUUCCACAGCAGGAGGAGAGACCAACAAACAGCUGGCUGUUAUGAUGUUACAGUCUGCAGUGUUGUUUUUAUUCCAAGUUUCUCUGACUUGAGAAUUGAUAGCAAACUCCACCUUCCUCCCCUACCAUCAAGAAAGUGAUUGCCCCAAUUGCCAAGGCUUGCAGAUGCCAUACCUGCUGUCACAAUGUUCCUGUCUCCCACAGCGCCUCAGCUGCUGGCACCAGUGAGGAAUUGAGUCCACAAGGCUGCACCCUGUAGAUGGACAUCAUCCUGGAGAUAUUGGAAGUGGCCCAUUGGUGAGCUCUGGGAAUGAGAUCCCAUUGCCGUGAAGAGCUACAGUUAGAGUGCAGCUGUAGAUCAUGGACUCCCAACUGAAACCCAGCUACCUUGAAAAGGAGUAAAGAGAAGAAAUAAAGCUGUUUUGCUGAUGAGCUCAAAGAAAUCACCCCCUGCCGCAAUCAUAGCUCCACCAACCAUAUACUAGUCAAUCCCAUCUUAAAUCUUGAGGAACGAGGUCUGAAGUGUUGGGUUUCCAAACGUUGUAAUUGAGAUAAUGAGGGUAAUCAGCUGAUAUGGACAACCAUCAUUAUAAAGGUCAAGAAUCUAGACACUCUCCCACUACUUACUGUAAGGAUCAUUAUAGGUAGCAAAUUUUCUGCGGUGUUAGAAAUGUCAUUGGAACUGAGCAACCAUGUAUUUUGAUUUCUAUGAGAAGGAAGUGACCUUGUGUGUCAUGGAGAUUUGGCAGCAAAAUUCAGGCAGCUCAGAGUUCCCAUCAAAAAUAAUCAAUCACUUUGUUUUUAUUUGCUCAACAUUCAAGAUGCACUUGAUUACUGCAAAACUUUUCUCAUGGUCAGUGUCCAUGUUUCCUGGAGGGUCAAGUAACUUAAUUGAACUAAACUGCGUGCUAGUGGACUCCUGGUUUGAUUGCUAUUCUAUGUGUUGUCCGCUUGCUUUAUGCCAUUUGCACAAUUUGUUAUUUUUUUGCAUGUUGGAUGAAGUUCUCUUGAACUAGUUGCAUGGUGUUUCUUUGUUGCAUGGCUGUCUGCGGGAGGAUGAAUUGCAGAGCUGUAUUCUAUAUGCAUACUUUGAUAAUAAAUGUAUUUUGAGUCAUUCUUCCCGUUGAGCUCACUGAGGGAAGAAGGAGAAGAAAAACUACUGCAAGUCAAUAUUCAUUGACAGAAUUACAUGGCUGGUAUGGAAUUAAUUAUAAUGUCGUGAGCCAAUUCUGGUAAAGUUUGUAAAAAGAUGUAUUGUUUCAUUUAUUCAUGUAAAAUGCAGUAUUUGCAAAUAGAACCUCCUUACAAAUAUAUUUACAAUUGAAUCACUUAGUGCUAUCCCUGGUGACUACUUUAUAGCUGGUCUAAUGAACAUGCUUGAUUAGUCAGGAAUAUACUGUAUAUUGCAAUGUGCAAGUUAAGUGUGAAAGUUGCAGGAAUAGUAAAUUAGCUGAUUAAUUGCUGGUAGUUAAAGCUUGCUGCUUUGUCACCC